Molecule: messenger RNA, 2833 nt
Organism: Limulus polyphemus (Atlantic horseshoe crab)
Lineage: Eukaryota; Metazoa; Arthropoda; Merostomata; Xiphosura; Limulidae
Exons: 3
Coding region: 170-2008 (612 amino acids)
Source: RefSeq, a predicted model, not a curated record
UGUAGGUAGUCUGAUUGGCAGGGGCCACAGCAGCGCGAGCGAAAACACUUCGGGAGGAUAUUCCAACUAAUCCCACGGAUAGAACCGUUUGUUUUUUAUAUAUUGGACAUAUUAUUUCAUGUUGUGUUAGCGUGCUGGAACCGGAAAUUAAAGUCAGAAACAAUACAGCAUGCUUCAACGAAGACUUAUUAUAAUACUUGUGGUUAUUGUUUUAGUAACACGGAUAUCAGCUAAAGAGAUUCAUAGCUCCCAGGACCUACAACAAGAAGAAUUGGCUAAUAUACCUGCUGAGCACAGGUCUUAUCCACAGACACAAGCUAACGGCCCGGUUUAUAAUGAUGUACCUGUCUAUGUAUCUAGUGGAGGAGGGCCGGAAGCAGGGGUCGCUCCUUAUGUAGGAGGCCCUGGUCCAGGCUCAGUCGGUUCUGGACCAGGAAAUCAUCACGCGGGUAGCCCAGGAACGUACCCUGAAGUAGGACCACAUGAUCUAUGGCCUGCUGGACGCCCAGACAUGCCUCAGAUUAAUGCUUUGAAUGUCAAGUGUGAGAAAAAUCACAUGAAAGUGAAUAUCGAAUUCGACCGUCCAUUUUAUGGGAUGAUAUUUAGCAAGGGUCACUACAGUGACCAUAACUGUGUCCAUUUACCUCCAGGGAUUGGUCAUGAGAUCGUUAACUUUGAAAUAUUUCUAGGUAAAUGUGGGAUGACCAGUAGCCAACAACAGCAUGGCCCACAUGGAGGCGAGGGAGGAUAUGGUGGUGGCUUGUUCAUCGAGAAUACAGUUAUUAUCCAGUAUGACCCCCAGGUUCAAGAGAUAUGGGACCAGGCCCGCAGACUUCGCUGUACUUGGUAUGACUUCUACGAAAAGGCCGUAACUUUCAGGCCUUUCAAUGUAGACAUGCUUGAUGCUGUAACAGCCAACUUCCUGGGUGAUAACAUUCAAUGCUGGAUGCAGAUCCAAGUAGGCAAGGGACCUUGGGCUAGUGAGGUAGCCGGGAUUGUCAAGAUUGGCCAAACAAUGACUAUGGUUCUCGCCAUCAAAGACGACGAACACAAGUUUGAUAUGCUUGUGAGAAAUUGCAUUGCUCAUGAUGGUAAAAGUCAACCUAUCCAGUUAGUUGAUAAUUAUGGGUGUGUAGUGAGACCAAAGAUUAUGAGCAGGUUUCAGAAAGUUCCAAACUUUGGAGCAUCUGCUUCCGUUGUUUCAUAUGCCUACUUUCAAGCUUUCAAGUUCCCAGACUCCAUGAAUGUCCAUUUCCAGUGUAUUAUUCAGGUGUGUAGACAUGAGUGUCCCAUCCCACAGUGUGGAGGAGAUCUGGGUGGAGGCUACUUGCCAGCACCUCGUGACCAAGCUUCUGCUUAUUCAGAGGCAAAGCCAGUCAAUGCUAAUACUAAACCCACAAGGAAAGAACAAAAGCCAAGCUCCAGUUCUUAUGGCAUCUCUAAUUCAGCCCAAUACUCAGGAUCUAACAAUCCUGAUGAUGAGGACUACCCAUCAGCUUUCUUCAACCGUAAUGGCGAACAGCUUCCAGAAGAAACAAGUGAUAUGAAGAUUUCCACGGGGUAUGCUGUAUCUGGUACCGGAGGAGUAGGUAUGCCUCGCUCCAGUGACGCUUCCCCUAGAUCGAAAGAGCUAGAACUCAAUAGCACGACAAGACGACGUCGGCAAAUCCCCGAAGCCACAGAUAUCCAGACUCAGCGAGUUAUUCAAGUAGUUGCUCCUGGUGAUGUAGACUUUACACUGCCUCUUUCAGGAACUAAAGAAACUCCUGUUGAUGUAUACUCCAGUGUCACUGAAUUUGAAUCCAGCGCCAUCUGCAUGUCCGUUCCGGGAUUUGUUGCUGGAUUAAUUAUCCUCUUGCUGCUCUUGAUUGUUUCCUCAUUAGUGGCUGCCUUUCUCUUCCUUCGAGUUCGCCACUUAACACCAAAAGACAUCUCUUCUGAUGAAACAGUAAUAUGUAAUGAACACCCGGAAUUUCUAAAAUCACCAAGUGCGACAGCGACACACUGAGAAGUCACUAGAUGUCACUAUUAGCUAAUCGGGUUUAUUUAUUUUUCAGGAAGACAUAGCUGUUGAGGAGAUGUCCGUGGACAGCUUUUCCUUUAAAAUUUGUGAUGCGUAGAUAACCAUUUUGAGCUGAAGAUAAAUAUAUAAAAAAUUUGUAAUCUUCCAGUUUUCUAACUUUAAACUAAAACAAAGGUACAUUACGUACAUAACGAAGCUGUGGACCCUUAUUCCGAGAAAACAAACUUCUAUCAGCUGAUGCUUAAAGAAAACAAACGACAGUGAAAGACGAUCACAUUUUACUUAAUCUGUUAAAAUAUAAACAAACUAUCCGUUCCUGACACUUUCGUAUGUUUGUCUGCCAAUGAGACUUGUCUUAAUUUACUUCACUUGUUGGAAAGGUAAUAGGUUUGUGAUAUUUUUCAUUAGGUGUACCAAACGAUAUGACAAAGACUGGAUGUGCUAAUUAAGAGAAAAAUCUGAUGAUGACUUACUUUCAAACAAGCUCCAUCGUAAAAACAGUAGAAUAACACAUUUUCGUUAUUAUAUAAUUUCUUGACAUUGUUAUGACUUCUAAUAUAUUUCUUAAUAAUCUAAAUCGAGAACACGUUGAAGUGUCAUAAUUGUCAAUAAUUACAUUUCCCGAAACAAACAGACAAAUCAUUACUGUAAACUUCCACACGUAUGUUGUUACUUAAUAUUAGAUUCAAACACGUGCAAGUAAAAUGUCAACAGAAAUAUCGUCUAACAAUACCACUGUCCCCAGUGGCACAGCGGUAAGUCUGAAGGCUUAUAAUAAUAAAAAACAGGGUUUCUAUACCCGUGGUAGGA